AUGUUUUAUGAAAAGCUUUAUUGGGUGCAACUGUUCUUAGUAUCUAUUUUAAUUAGUUCUAUUGUAGCAGAAUGGAACACAAGGGAUUACAUAAGACGAGAACAUUCACUCACAAAACCGUACCAAGGAGGUGGGUAUUCGGUGCCUUACUGGGACUUCUUAGGUAACACUAUAGUGACUUCGAACUACGUGAGACUAACUCCGGACCUGCAAUCGAAGUCAGGAGCAAUUUGGAACACAGUUCCAUGUCAAACACGCAACUGGGAGCUGCAAGUUCAAUUCAAGGUCCAUGGUCGUGGCAAGGACCUGUUCGGCGAUGGGUUCGCGAUAUGGUACGUCCGCGACCGUAUGCAGACAGGACCUGUCUUUGGAAGCAAGGACUACUUCCAGGGGCUGGCCAUCAUUCUUGAUACCUACAGCAACCACAAUGGUGCUCAUAAUCACCAGCACCCGUACAUAUCGGCGAUGAUAAACAACGGGUCGCUCCACUACGACCACGACCGCGACGGCACACACACACAGAUCUCCGGCUGCGAGGCCAAGUUCCGCAACUACAACCACGAUACGCACAUCUCUAUUACUUACGUCGAUGAUACGCUUACUGUAUCAACGGACUUAGAAGGCAAGAACGCGUGGAAGGAAUGCUUCAAAGUGGAGAAUGUGUUGCUACCGACUGGAUACUUCUUCGGUGCGUCGGCCACCACCGGGGACCUGAGCGACAACCACGACAUCAUCGCCAUUAAGAUGUUCGAGCUCGACUUGUUAGAGGCUCAAAACAAAGACGAAGACCGUUCCCAAAUCAUUCCCUCGGCGGCAUCAUUCGAGGCUCCUCGCGAGAGGAUCGAGGACACCAAACCAGCAAUGUCAGGAGUUAAAACCUUCCUAUAUAUGAUGGCGAUAGCCAUUGUAAUCAUAGUACUAGUCGUCCUCGGCAUCAUGUACUACCAAAAGCGUCAAGAGCAAAGCCGAAAACGACUUUAUUGA
This is a messenger RNA of Spodoptera littoralis (African cotton leafworm), 984 nucleotides long. The record is from the annotation of a GenBank genome assembly. Lineage: Eukaryota; Metazoa; Arthropoda; Insecta; Lepidoptera; Noctuidae.